Molecule: messenger RNA, 216 nt
Organism: Paramecium sonneborni
Lineage: Eukaryota; Ciliophora; Oligohymenophorea; Peniculida; Parameciidae
Source: the annotation of a GenBank genome assembly
AUGCUAACGAUCUUAUAAGUUAAUAUAAAGAGUUAUAUCAAUCUUUUUUAAGUAGAUAAGAAAAAUUUUUAUUUUCAUAAAGUGAUUUAAAGCAAUAUAGAAUCCAAUGUAAAAUUCAAACUACAAAUUUAUUUGGAUGAAUUAGAAAAGAUUUAUUUAGCAUCAAUAAAUAGAAAUACUCCCUUAAUAUACUUGAACAAAAUAGAUUAAGCUUGA